UUCCGGUGGAUACGUGGCUCUCCGCUGCCGCUGCCAUAUUGACGCUAACUAGCUAACGCUUCACCUUACUCGAAGUCAGCUGUAGUCGCACUCUGGCAUUCCGGAGUGACGAUAAAUCUCCCCCAAACCACAUACACCACGGACUGAAGAGCGUUCACACAUAAAGAGAGACCAAACAUGGUGCUGUUGGCAGCGGCGGUGUGCACCAAGGCCGGGAAGGCCAUCGUGUCGCGGCAGUUUGUGGAAAUGACCCGGACGCGGAUCGAGGGCCUGCUGGCCGCGUUCCCCAAGCUGAUGAACACGGGCAAGCAGCACACCUUUGUGGAAACAGACAGCGUGCGCUAUGUGUACCAGCCGCUGGAGAAGCUCUACAUGGUCCUCAUCACCACCAAGAACAGCAACAUCCUGGAGGAUCUCGAGACACUCAGACUGUUCUCCCGCGUGAUCCCAGAGUACUGCCGUGUGCUGGAGGAGAGUGAAAUCUCGGAGCACUGCUUCGACCUCAUCUUUGCCUUCGACGAGAUCGUGGCGCUCGGCUACAGAGAAAACGUCAACCUGGCUCAGAUCCGUACCUUCACAGAGAUGGACUCCCACGAGGAGAAGGUGUUCCGAGCUGUCAGAGAGACUCAGGAACGCGAGGCUAAAGCGGAGAUGAGGAGGAAAGCGAAGGAGCUGCAGCAGGCCAGGAGAGACGCCGAGCGCUCUGGGAAGAAGGUUCCAGCGUUCGGCGGGUUCGGUAACGUGAGCAGCAUGUCGUCAGGGUCCCUCAUCACAGACACCAUAGUGGAACCUGAGAAACCCAAGAUCACACCAGCUCCAGUCCGAUCAAGCGGCCCGAGCAAGGCUCUGAAGCUAGGCGCUAAAGGGAAAGAAGUGGAUAACUUUGUUGACCAGCUCAAGUCUGAGGGUGAAACCAUCAUUUCCUCCUCAGGAAAGAGAGGCUCAGACGUGUCCAAGGUUCUGCCACCGCCAGUCCAUGUGGAGAGCGUACAUCUGCGCGUGGAGGACAAGAUCUCGCUGAGCUGCGGCCGUGAUGGCGGCCUGCAGAACAUGGAGGUGCUGGGCAUGGUGACGCUCCGGGUCUCGGACGAGAAAAGCGGCCGCAUCCGCCUCAUCAUCAACAACAACGACAACAAGGGGCUGCAGCUUCAGACGCAUCCUAACGUGGACAAGAAGUUAUUCACAGCUGAAUCGGUGAUUGGCCUAAAGAACCCAGAGAAGUCCUUCCCUCUCAAUAACGACGUUGGCGUUCUGAAGUGGAGACUCCAGACCACAGACGAGUCCCUCAUACCUCUAACCAUAAACUGCUGGCCUUCAGAGAGCGCCUCCGGCUGCGACGUCAACAUCGAGUACGAGCUGCAGGAGGAGAACCUGGAACUGAACGACGUCGUCAUCAGCAUCCCUGUUCCGUCCGGGGUGGGCGCUCCUGUGAUCGGAGAUCUGGACGGAGAGUACAAACACGACAGCCGGCGGAACGUCCUGGAGUGGUGCCUACCAGUCAUCGAUGCCAACAACAAAACUGGCAGCCUGGAAUUCAGCAUCGCCGGGCAGCCCAAUGAUUUCUUUCCCAUCAAUGUGUCCUUUGUGUCCAAGCGCAACUACUGUGACAUUCAGGUUACCAAAGUGUCUCAUGUAGAUGGCGACAGCUCCGUCAGAUUCUCUUCAGAAACCUCCUUUGUUGUUGACAAAUAUGUAAUUGAGUAAAAAUAUUGGAAGAAAAUGGCAAAAUGAGAAAAAAAAAAUCACCAUUUACAAAAAAAAGUCCAAAUCUACGCUACAGAGAAAGAUCGACGAUUUCCAGCCUGCUGCCCCUGUAUAUUAUCAGACUGUACACAGCCAGGACGCCCGCCA
Messenger RNA from Xiphophorus maculatus (southern platyfish), 1851 nucleotides. It is a transcript of the gene arcn1, whose product is annotated as archain 1. Gene Ontology annotation, cellular component: cytosol; COPI vesicle coat. The transcript has 10 exons. The record is from RefSeq and is a predicted model, not a curated record. Bases 178 to 1704 code for a protein of 508 amino acids. NCBI's taxonomy places the organism in Eukaryota, Metazoa, Chordata, Actinopteri, Cyprinodontiformes, Poeciliidae. Gene Ontology annotation, biological process: endoplasmic reticulum to Golgi vesicle-mediated transport; Golgi localization; retrograde vesicle-mediated transport, Golgi to endoplasmic reticulum.